CAGAAGCUUCAACCAGCGGUAGUUGGAGUUCCCGCGUGAGGAGGAGAAAUAUAGCAGUCCAUCUUUGGGUCAAGGAGAGAGAAAUUUAGGUCAUGACCUAUUAUACCAAUCCAUAUAGGUCAUCUGCUGGAGCUGGUUUUAGGUAUAGCAAGGUCAUCAGCCGGAGAUGCUCUUGAACCGGCAGAGACCGUGGUUGGCGUACUAGCACGCCAUUCGCCAUGCCACGCAUAUCACAUGCCUUCUGAGGGCGCUACGCCGUGAGCUGGGUCUUGGCAUCAGAGGCGACACCAGCAUCCACAGGCCAUGAGAUGGUCCCUCGUUGUGGCAUCCGGUUCCAAGACCAAACCGCACUCAUCAUCAUCAAAUCAUCAACAGGUAGCCCUAGCACGCUUCCGCCUCCCGGGGAGGAGGAAGCCAGUCCACCAGGAUCACAAGAAAGAAACAGAGGAUGAGGCCGGCGGUUGCGGCCGAAAGCUCGGCCCGCGCAAGAGGCCACCGAGGCCGUUGCUCCGGUGGCGCGGUGCCGGUGCGCGUCGCCAUCAGAUGGCGCCCGCACGAUAGCAGGUAAACAGGUGGAGGAUAUCGCGCGCGCCCCGCGGUUCACACCGCGCACCGAGCCGCGCCAGCGGUCGGCGUCGGCACGGCGACCGCCGAAAGCGCUCGCGGUCGCGUGCUCCGGGCUGACGGGCGACGGGUGGAGGUCGUGGAGUCCGGCCUCGGCCCACAGCCACUGAUUCCACCUCAACAACAAGGCUUUCACUUCCACCAGACCACCACGUCGAGAGUGCUCGAGCUCGGUUGUUUAAAGCAACACGAGCAAAUUAAGCACCCCGAAGCUGAACGCCUAUGCUAUGCACGAUCGAGUAGCGCAAGUUGUCGCUGGAGACUAUGAUCAGAACUCUAGAAGUUCAGAUGCUUCAAGUUACCUCAUCAAGUUUUAUCGAUAUCAUAUUCCUGGCUAUGACGCUUAGCCAAUAGAGGACACAAUUUCUUUCCUGGUUUUAUUUUGGAGUACAUGUCAAAGUACAAAAACCAUUUGAGUAGAGAGAGAGGCUCCCUUCGCUAUCAACUUGGCUUUCGUGUGGCAACGUCAUUCGACAAAGCCCAUCACAAUACAUCCCCCUCCGUUGCCCUUGCCCAUCACAGCACCACAGCCACCGAUUACUAAAAAUCUGGGUCAAUUCGCAAAUGCGUCGCCUUUUCCUCACUAGGUCAUGCUUUGCCUUUGGAUUAGCCGGUCGGGAGCACGCCGGCCUAAUCCACCAUCACGCGCCAAAAACACCUCCAUGGACACCCUGCCAUGGGCUGUUGACGACACAGCGAGUCGUCAGUUCGUCAAAGCAGCUGGCCUUCGCGGACACGGCACGAUUGAAUCGUGACCCGUCGUUUACGUGACGAAGAACGCCUCUGCAGUCAGGGCAGGAGGCGACGGGGUCAGCCGGUGACCAACCGGGGCGCCGUCGCCUGACCCACUCCCCCUAUCCGCAGCCGCAGCCUUUUAGUUUCGUCUCGUGCUGCGCGAGCACGGAAUCCUUUGCCGCCCCCGCGACAAGUAUAGGCCUGUAACGGGAAUAACCGCCCGCGCACAGCUACCUCGGCGACAGCCUAACGGCCACGGCAGGCAGCGGCGCCUGGCUCUGAUGCUGCCAUGUCGCGCGCGCCUCGUAUCGGUGCUGCUGCUGUUUCUGCUGGCGCUGCUGCGUCGCCCCCUCCCGGUCGCCUGCCUCCACGUGGCCGCCGACGCGCCGCUGACGGCGACGGAGCACCGGCAGGAUGGCGCGGCGUGGCGCUCGUUCCAGCAGCUGCUGGACGCGCGCCGGGGCAGCCGCGUCGCCGGCCUCUCCGAGCUCAAGCGCUACCUGGCGAGGUUCGGGUACAUGCCCGCCGGGGCGGAGCACGAGCCGGCGACGGACGCGUUUGACGCGCACAUGGAGGCCGCCGUGCGGCGGUACCAGUCCGCGCUCAGCCUCCCGGUCACGGGGCAGCUCGACUCCGCCACGCUCGACAGGAUCAUGGCCCCGCGCUGCGGCGUCGGCGACAACGGCCACGGCGCGACGGCGUCCGUGUCCCUGGCAACGGCCGGCGGCGCGGUCAGCCGGUUCACGUUCUUCAAGGGCGAGCCGCGGUGGACGCAGCCGGACCCGCUCGUGCUCACGUACGCCAUCUCGCCGACGGCCACCGUCGACUACCUGCCGCCGGAGACCGUGCGCACCGUGUUCCGGCGCGCGUUCGCGCGGUGGGCGCGGGUAAUCCCCGUGGGCUUCGCCGAGACGGACGACUACGACGCGGCCGACAUCAGGGUGGGCUUCUACGUGGGCGGCCACGGCGACGGGAUCCCCUUCGACGGGCCGCUCGGCGUGCUCGGCCACGCCUUCUCCCCCAGGAACGGGCGGCUCCACCUCGACGCGGCGGAGCGAUGGGCGGUUGACAUGGACGCGGAAACGGCGCACUCGGCCGUCGACUUGGAGUCCGUGGCCACGCACGAGAUCGGCCACGUCCUUGGGCUGGGGCACUCGUCGUCGCCCAAGGCAGUCAUGUACCCGAGCCUCAGCCCACGGCAGAAGAAGGCGGAGCUCACCGUCGACGACAUCGAAGGCGUCCAGUGGCUGUACGGACCCAACCCGGGGUUCAGUCUUAGCUCCCUCUACCAGCAGGACUCCUCCAUGGCGACGGGGACGAGCAGUUGGCUUGCUGGCUCAGCUAGUUUAGUUUCUGCAGUCCUGGUCAUACUGGUGACGCUAUUGUAGGUAGGUAGGUAGAUAGACAGGUCUAAUACGCAAAAAGGACAACAUAACGAAAAACAAAAAUGUUAGGUACGAUCCUGUUACGGGAGAGAGAAACGUCUUUCCCUCUAGAUUAGAUUAGUUUUGCACAUAAUUGUGUGGAAGAGAUGCAUCUCUCUUCUGAUAGGUUUUGUUUUUGCACAGUGAAGUUGCUACAGACACGUUUCAUGUAACUGUACAUAAUCUUAUAUCAGUCAAAAGUAUGGAAAAAAAGUGUUAUC
Molecule: messenger RNA, 3004 nt
Organism: Setaria italica (foxtail millet)
Lineage: Eukaryota; Viridiplantae; Streptophyta; Magnoliopsida; Poales; Poaceae
Product: metalloendoproteinase 1-MMP
Exons: 1
Coding region: 1641-2747 (368 amino acids)
Biological process (GO): extracellular matrix organization; proteolysis; collagen catabolic process
Cellular component (GO): extracellular matrix
Molecular function (GO): zinc ion binding; metalloendopeptidase activity
Source: RefSeq, a predicted model, not a curated record